Molecule: messenger RNA, 1448 nt
Organism: Pseudophryne corroboree (corroboree frog)
Lineage: Eukaryota; Metazoa; Chordata; Amphibia; Anura; Myobatrachidae
Product: cytochrome c oxidase subunit 4 isoform 1, mitochondrial-like
Exons: 7
Coding region: 344-874 (176 amino acids)
Biological process (GO): mitochondrial electron transport, cytochrome c to oxygen
Source: RefSeq, a predicted model, not a curated record
UAAAGAUAGAUGAUGGUGGUUUUUGUAGUGCUUUGAGAUACAGUAUGUAACGUCCAGAACUUGCUGCAUUCAACAAACCGGUUCAAUUUGACUGCAAUUAUAGCGCAUUUGGAAUAAUAUGUGAUGAGUGCAGCAGAAGUUUUUCUUUACAAUUUUUGGAAAACAUCUGUGGACAAACAAAAGCAUAACCCUGUUCGCCACCAUGCAGCUAGACCUAAAGAUGACAGGUAAUUGCGAUUUUAUACUUUAUCAAUCAUCCUGGUGACGAAUUACAUAGGGAUGCUAGGAUUCGGAGACGCAAGAUGGAUAACGAACUAUUUCCCUUAUCGGUGCAAUAAUUAAGAUGCUAACUACUGUUGCACGUGCCCUCCGUGGAUCAAAAUCCAUUACAUGGAGGAGUCUCUCUACCACCAGUUGUUUGUCUGCACAUGAUGUUUCAAGUGACAAAGUACCUUACUAUACCAAACCAAUGUACUAUGAUUCCCGUGCAUUGCCUCUGCCUGAUGUUCCCUUCGUAUCCGAGCUGACCCCUCAGCAGAAGGCUCUAAAGGAAAAGGAAGCUGGAUCCUGGAUUCAGCUGACAAAGGAGGAAAAAGUUGCAUUGUAUCGUUUACAUUUUAACAAGUCUUAUACAGAAAUGAAGCAAGGAUCACCGUCAGAGUGGAAAACGAUAGUGGGUGUUGUAUGCUACUUCGUGGCCUUUACUGGACUAUAUUUCUUGUGGCAACGUAUAUACGUGUACGGUCCGGUGCCUCACACCCUUUCUGAGGACUAUAUUGCAAUGCAAACCAAGAGGAUGCUCGACAUGAGAGUGAAUCCUGUCACAGGCUUUUCCUCCCACUGGGAUUAUGAGAAGAAUGAAUGGAAAAAGUAAUACAACUCUGGCUCGAUGUGAUGCAGUAUACAUAUGGAAAUAAAAUACAUAUAUCAUGCAAAAAUGUUUCCUUUGUUUAUUGUACACUUACAGUAAGUACAUGGACAUGUCUGCCAUAGACAGCAGCUGCAAUGGUAUACACAGCUGGGAGGUACCCACCUUCCCUCUCAAAGCCAGGAAAGCCCCUAUGUCUGUAUGUGAGCUUUUGAUUAUUGGGCAGUGCAUUGGUGCCCUUACACAACUAUGCUAUGCAACGCACAAACAUGUAAGUGUGACACAUGGUUUGAAAGUAACUCAAAUUUUUCAGGAAGAUAUUGCACAAAGUAAGGUCUAUAUCACAUGACCGGUAAUGGCCGCCUUUGAAUGUGGCAUAUGUUUGGUUCCCUAAAACUGACAAGCAUAAGUAGUGAUACAAUAAAAUCAAUGGAAAAUAAUAUUUCACUAUUAAGCUCUCAGUAUGCUGCAUGCAUUCUUGGGUUAUAGUUAAGCAUAAUUUUCCCAUUGAUUAUAGUGUGACUACAUGAUACCAAAUUAACCUGCAAUACAUUGUAAAAUAAUGUGGGGAUAAAAUAAA